AUGCGUCUGGCAGGCCGCCCUCGCUCCUUUCCUCCCCGAAGUUUCACCGCGGCGUGCAGGCGUGAGCGGGCGCCCCCAGCACUUAGAAGAAAUGGAGCAAGAGUCACAAAAUGAAGAACCUGCUGAAAUUAAGAUUAUCAGGGAAGCAUACAAAAAUGCCUUUUUAUUUGUUAAUAAAGGUUUGAAUACAGAUGAAUUAGGGCAGAAAGAAGAAGCAAAGAACAACUAUAAGCAAGGAAUAGGACACCUUCUGAGGGGAAUCAGCAUUAUUACAACAGAGCCUCAACACACAGGCCCCGGAUGGGAAUCUGCUAGACAAAUGCAGCAGAAAAUGAAAUAAACACUACAGAAUGUACGCGCCAGGUUAGAAAUUCUAGAGAAGGGUCUUGCCACCUCCCUACAAAAGGAUCUUCAGGAAGUAUCCAAGUUACAGCCAGAAUUUCCACCUAAAGACAUGUAUGAAAAGUCAAGAGAGCCUCAGUCCUUUAACUCACCUCAGCAUACUGAAAUAAAUGAUAACACAGCAACUACCAGUUCAGGACCUACUGUUGCACCAUCUUCUCCAGCCUUACCAUCUCCAAGCUGUCCAUCAGGAGCUCCUCCUGCUUAUACUCCUCAGGCUGCAGAGGGUCACUACACUGUGUCUUAUGGAACAGAUUCUGGUGAAAUUUCGUCAGUUGGAGAAGAUUUCUAUGCAAGUCAUUCUCAGCCACCUCCUCUUGAGACAGGGAUGGAUGCAGAUGAAUUGAUUUUGAUACCAAAUGGAGUACAGAUUUUUUUUGUAAAUCCUGCCGGGGAGGUCAGUGCACCUUCGUAUCCUGGGUACCUUCGAAUUGUGAGGUUCUUGGAUAAUUCUCCUGAUACAGUUCUAAACCGCCCUCCUGGGUUUCUUCAGGUUUGUGGCUGGUUGUACCCUCUGGUUCCUGAUAGAUCUCCAGUUCUCAAAUGUUCUGUGGGAGCCUACAUGUUUCCCGAUACAAUGUUACAAGCAGCAGGAUGCUUUGUGGGUAUGGUCUUAUCCUCUGAGCUACCAGAAGAUGAUAGAGAACUCUUUGAGGAUUUAUUAAGACAAAUGUCUGACCUUCGGCUCCAGGCCAACUGGAGUAGGGCAGAAGGAGAAAAUGAAUUUCAAAUCCCUGGAAGAACAAGACCCCCCUCUGACCAAGUGAAGGGAGUCUCUGGUAGUGAUGUGAGUCAGUUGGACCCUUCAUUGGGCCAAGGCAACAAGACUGUGCAUCAUAAAGGAAAACAUAAGAAAAAGACUAAAGAUACUUCAAAUGAAGAAGUUAAUCUGAGUAACAUUGUACCCUGUGAGCCAGUUUCAGAAGAAAGAGCAAAAGAAUUACCUGAAUGGAGUGAGAAAGUGGCUCAAAACAUUUUGUCAGGUGCUUGCUGGGUGAGUUGGGGUUUAGUCAAAGGUGCUGAGUUUACUGGCAAAGCAAUCCAGAAAGGUGCUUCCAUACUCCGAGAACAGAUUCAGCCAGAAGAGAAACCAGUGGAAGUUAGUCCAGCUGUCUCCAGGGGACUUUAUAUAGCCAAGCAGGCUACAGGAGGAGCAGCCAAAGUCAGCCAGUUCCUAGUUGAUGGAGUCUGCACUGUAGCAAAUUGUGUUGGAAAAGAAUUAGCUCCACAUGUUAAGAAGCAUGGAAGCAAACUUGUUCCAGAAUCUCUUAAAAGAGACAAAGAUGGAAAGUCUACCCUGGAUGGUGCUAUGGUUGUUGCAGCAAGUAGUGUUCAAGGAUUUUCAACUGUCUGGCAGGGAUUAGGAUGUGCAGCUAAAUGCAUUGUUGACAAUGUUUCAGCUGAAACAGUACAAACCGUCAGAUACAAAUACGGGCAUAAUGCAGGAGAAGCUACACAUCAUGCAGUGGAUUCUGCCAUCAAUGUUGGUGUAACUGCCUAUAAUAUUGACAACAUUGGUAUUAAAGCAAUGGUGAAGAAAACUGCAAAACAAACAGGGCAGAAAAUCCUUGAAGACUAUCAAAUAACUGAUGAUUCUCAGAGGGAAGGUGAAGGAGGAACAUCAAAUCCAAAUGUGAGAAAACAGAAAAAUGAAAAAGCAGCAAAGAAGGAAGAUAAAUGAUGGAAGUAGCAGAAACUACUUGUACCAAAGCCCUACCAAAUGGAAGAAAUUUUGUAAAAUAAGCAAAUGUGGAAUUCUUCACAGAUUAACCAGUAUUUUUUUUUAAUGUAUUCAUUACGAUUUAAAUGACUGCCAUAAGCAUUCUGGCAUAUAUUCCAUUUACAAGGAAAACAAUCAGCAUUCUUGCAUCUAGUCUUCACAAAUAAUGAAAUUAUAUUCUAACUGUGUUUAUUUUUGCCUUAAAAUGUGGCUGAAAUAUUUUUGUAGUUAAA
This is a messenger RNA of Octodon degus (degu), 2355 nucleotides long. RefSeq names its product spartin-like. The record is from RefSeq and is a predicted model, not a curated record. Gene Ontology annotation, biological process: negative regulation of BMP signaling pathway; cell division. Gene Ontology annotation, cellular component: plasma membrane. Lineage: Eukaryota; Metazoa; Chordata; Mammalia; Rodentia; Octodontidae.